Messenger RNA from Paramecium sonneborni, 2291 nucleotides. The record is from the annotation of a GenBank genome assembly. Lineage: Eukaryota; Ciliophora; Oligohymenophorea; Peniculida; Parameciidae.
AUGAGUGAAAUGAAUUGCACUAAGUUAGCAAUUUUUAAUGAAAACCCAUUAAAGAAAUCUCAUUUAAAUUAAAAAAAAUAAGAAUUAGAGGUGAUAUUAAGCUCUCCUUAAUUUAAUAAAAAGCAAAUACCUUUUUGUAAACGAAUUGAAUAACUUGACUUAAGUAAGUAGGGUUUAAGUGAAAUAAAUAAAGAAAAGUUGAAUAAUAUAUGGAUUAUUAAAUUAGAUUUAUCGCAUAAUUGUAUUAGAUAAUAUGGCGAUGAAUUUAAGAUAUUAUAAAAUUUAAGAAUAUUAGAUAUAUCAAAUAAUUAUCUUAAAAUUUUACCAUUUAAUGUAUUGUUUUUGAUUUGACUUUUAGUUUAGUAAAUUUCAUCCUCAUUUAUAGAAUUUAGAUAUUUCAAAUAAUUAUCUCAGUAUUUUACCUUAAAUGCCAGAAGAACUUGUUUAAUUAAAUAUUGAAUAUAAUCAAAUACAUAUAUUCCCUUAGUUACUUAAUAAUUCGAUCUAAAUUUUGCUACUUGCAGGAAAUCCGAUUUAUGAAUUAAAAUACUACUCUUAAUUAAAAGAGUUCAGUAUUGACUGGGUUCAUUAUUUAGGUUGGAAUCAAAGGAUUUAAGGAAACUUAUUAGAAAAAUUUUAAAAUUGGUUAUCAAUAGAGCAUUAAGCUACUUUUUAGAAUAUGAUAAAACAUUUUAUAGGAGAAUUUUUUAAUUAUCAAAACUAAGAUGAAAAUGGAAAUACAAUAAUACAUUAAGCAGCUUUAAAAUAACAUUUAGGCGUAAUUUUGGGAUGCAGUAAUGUUGUUGAUAAAAAUUCAUUAAAUAAUCAGAAAUAGUCUCCAAUUUAAGUUGCAUUAUUUUCUGAUAAAUUUUAAAGUGUUAAAUGUUUAUUGUCUUUAAAUGUUAAUCUAAAUUAAGUAAAAAUAAUUAUAUUCUAGUAAAAUUUAGUUAUAAUAUCUCUAAUUAAAUAAUAGAUAAAUCUGAUGCAAGGAUUUUUGUAGCAUGGGACUGAUCCAAAUGAAUAAGAUAAAGAUGGAAAUACAGCUUUACAUUAUUUAAUGAAUAAGUGGCCAAGUUUUUAAUUUCCUGAAAAAUAUGCUGCCCUUCUUUUAUAUUAUGGGUAAAAAAUUGAUAUAAAAUUAGUGCUUGUUCUCUUAUGUUAAAUUCAUAAGGUUUUAGUCCAUUACAUAUUGGAGUAAAAAGAGGAUUUAUUUCAGCAGUUUAAUUUGCAUUAUAAUAUAAAGGAUAAUUAGAUAUUUAUGAUAGAUGUUCACAUCCUUUUGAAAUAACAUAAGUAACAGGAAUAGAUAAUUUAAGUGUUUUCGAUAUUUGCAUGCAAUAAAAUUAAAUCUAAAUGUGUUUUUUGUUAUUGUAAUAUAGCUAAUUUUACAUAAAUUGCAGACCUAAAUCUUAUUGUUGUCUUUGGAAACUUAUUUAAAAAAAUAAUAAAGAAAUUUUAUUAGAAUACUUUCAAAAGUCAAGAAAUAAGUUAAAUUAGUCAAGAAAAUAAAUAUAUUAACCAAAAAACUAAAAAACUUGUUGUUACAAUUUAAUAAAAUAAUUGAAUGCUUCAUUUAUGAAAAUUAAUUUACCUAAUUACUUUACGAUGAGUAAAUCACCUAAUUAUUAUUUUUAAAUAUAAGAAGCUCCUUUAUUGAAGGAAGGAGAUAAUGAUCAUAUAGAAUAUUCCGACAGUUCAAUUGAUUCACAUGAAGAAACAAAAGGCAUAUUACCUGUUAAUUGGAGUAGAUAUGAUUGCAAUAAUGAAAUGAAUGCUCCUAAAUUAUGCAUAGAAUCAAAUAAUAUGUCUAUUGAUAAAGAAAAUCAUAAAGGCAAUUCAAAAAUUAGAUAGAUGGCUUAAGCUUACUACAAGUAUUUAUAUAAUCAUUAUCAAUUAAAAGUGAAUAUAUAUUAAGUGAUAAUUUAUCAAAAAAAGAAGAAAUUUUAAUCAUUUUACUUAAAUUAGAUUUCUAGAUUAAUACAAUCAAUUAGAUGAAAGAUACUUCUAUUUAAGAAACGCUUAUCCAAAUUGUCUAAGAUUAUUUUAUAAAAUGUGAAAUAAUUUCUGAUUAAUAAAGCUCUAUUUAAUAAGAAUCAUUAUUUUUAAAGGAUUUAGAAAGUAUAGAAUAAGGUGUUUCAACUUGUUAAAUAAUUUUAAUGCCAUCAUCUAUAAACUAUUUAAAAUAAAGAUUUGAUUAAUGGACACUAGAAUAUUUACUUAAGUUUACUUUUAAAUUUAGUGAACAUUCUAAACUUUCUGAAAUUCACUAAUUUGAAUUAUUUUAAUUAUGA